AUGGCAGACGAGAAAGGGGUCGCGAGAUCAACCCGCAGGUAUUCUCAGCGAAGAUAUCACACCCGACAAUCCUCUGGGCGCCGUGGACGUCAUGGGGGAUCAAGACGCCAAUCUGGCGUCUUUUCAGCCCCAGAAUUCCCUCGGCCUCCCACACCAGCCCCCGAUGAACCACUCCCAUCUCCAGAUCUUUCGCAACCAGGCGAUAAACUUGUUUCAAGGCUUUUUCAAUCCACCGUUAGGUUUUGGAACUUGAUCCUUCAGGAAGAGGAUUGGCCGCUUAGACUUGCUCCGGGUGGCAUUACCCCAGCCUUGCCAUCUCCGCCCGCUGAUAAGAGUCUCCCAUUCGCCACCGACGACGAGAGCAACAUCGUCGAUGGGACAACGAUUAGUGACAGCGAGGCGCCAGAGCCCAGCGACGAACCGAACAGCCCUGAAAGUGCCGACCGACAGGAGGGCGAGACUACGACUCCGACGAUUGACCAGGGCAGGAACUGGAAGGAGUUGGUGCUUGCGCGCCUCGUCCUACAAGAGGAAUUGAGUCGACUGCGUUUAUGGAAGAUCACUUUCACUGAUGACGACUUGGAUCUUUUGUCCAAAUCAAGACAUGAAAUUUUUCAUGCUAUUUUAAAAUGCCUCGUCAAUGUUUCGAACACGUUGAUCGAGGAAUACGCCGGCCCACUAAACCCACCGCGAAAACAACUCGAUGACGAAGAAGAUGUCCUGACGGAGCUUGCGAAGCAGGUUGGGGGAUUGAUUGAACAGGUGCCAUACGAGGACGAUUUUAUGACAACAGAGGGCGACUGCUCUGAGACACACGGAUCCAACACCACUGCUGGAGGUCAGACAUUUCUCAAGAACCUUACAGAGAAUAUUGAUCGCUUACAUAGACUGUCGCAUUCAAUGUGUCUUGUGCUGGAUGAUAUUAAAGGUAGGUUCACGUGA
Ilyonectria robusta is the source of this 942-nucleotide messenger RNA. RefSeq lists its product as uncharacterized. The transcript has 2 exons. Lineage: Eukaryota; Fungi; Ascomycota; Sordariomycetes; Hypocreales; Nectriaceae. The record is from RefSeq and is a predicted model, not a curated record. Bases 1 to 942 code for a protein of 313 amino acids.